Molecule: messenger RNA, 717 nt
Organism: Mercurialis annua (annual mercury)
Lineage: Eukaryota; Viridiplantae; Streptophyta; Magnoliopsida; Malpighiales; Euphorbiaceae
Exons: 1
Coding region: 1-717 (238 amino acids)
Source: RefSeq, a predicted model, not a curated record
AUGGAAAAAUUUAAGCGAAGGGAACCAAGAAGCACCAGUUUCCUGAAUAUUGGCAAUCCGUUGUCAGCCAAAAUUCGAGACGAACCCUUCCCUCUGAACUAUAAAACACCCCAGCUCGACGAUUAUAAUGGAACCGGAGACCCAAUCACCCACCUGAGUUGUUUCCAGGUAGUCAUGAUGGUACAAAGCCUAUCUGAGGCGGCGGUUUGCAAAUUAUUCCCAACUACUUUAAAAGGACCAGCGGCGAUAUGGUACCAAAGCUUAAAAGAAAGGUCAAUAAGAAGCUUUGACGAGCUGUCUAGAGCUUUCCGAACUCACUUCGCGCCGAGCAUACAACGAAAAAAGAAGUCCAGCGACCUCAAACUGUGUUAUCAAAAACCGGGAGAAAGCCUUCAGAGCUACAUAGGACGGUUCAACGUUGAAGCAGUAGAGGUGGGAAAUCUUAAUGACGACACAGUCAUCGAUGCAAUGAAAGACAACACAACUAUGACGGCGUUCCGAGACAACUUGAUCACAAACCCGGUGCAAACUUAUGCCCAACUCAUGGAUCGGGCGUGGAACUACAUAAAUCUAGAUGAGGAGCAGCGGAGAAAGGCAGCCCAGACAACAAGCCAAAUUCCAACACCAAGGCCAGUUUUCAACCAACACCACCGGUCAGACAGGUUCGACUCAAGGGAACAGCGUCAACCUCCACCACCUCGGAUAGAAACGCAUUGA